GCUUUAUGGAAAAAGCGCUUCAGGCCAUUGAACCUUCGUGGGCCAAAGUUGUUCCAUUCCUUAAACUUGGUCGUGUGGCACUGCCAAGAGAGUAGAGACUGAGCUACGAUCGGAAGAGAGAGAGAGAAUGGCGUGGAGGGGACAACUAUCUCGGAAUCUGAAGGAGCUUCGGAUCCUACUAUGUCAAACCUCUCCAGCAAGCUCAUCCACUAGAGCAUUCGUGGAGAAGAACUACAAGGAGCUGAAGACACUGAACCCCAAACUCCCAAUCUUGAUCCGCGAAAGCCGUGGGAUCGAGCCCCAGUUAUGGGCUAGAUAUGACAUGGGUGUCGAGAGGAGUGUUCGUUUGGAAGGCUUGUCUGAGGCACAGAUUUUGAAGGCACUUGAAGACCUAGGAAAAGUAGGGGCAUCUCUUAAAGCCUGAUAGGUCUGCUAUUGGACCAUUUGCAAUCCAAUAAAUUAUCACAAUGGGAAAAUCUUCCCAGAGACCUUUUUUGUUCAAUCAUUCCAUUGUGUCUUUUCUUUAAAAUAUUAAUUUCAGUACUAUGUAUCUUUGUUUUGUAGUUUGAUGAGUUCAUGUAUUAGCACCUUCCAUUUACACCAAUAUACCUCAUGGCCAAUGUUUGGCUGCAAACAGUGAGUUCAUUUCAGAA
Quercus robur (English oak) is the source of this 653-nucleotide messenger RNA. Its product is annotated as NADH dehydrogenase [ubiquinone] 1 alpha subcomplex subunit 2. The record is from RefSeq and is a predicted model, not a curated record. NCBI's taxonomy places the organism in Eukaryota, Viridiplantae, Streptophyta, Magnoliopsida, Fagales, Fagaceae. The transcript is spliced from 3 exons. The coding region runs from base 128 to 424 and encodes 98 amino acids.